AUGACGGUAGACGAAAAGAUACCAAUCUGGUUGGACUGCGAUCCAGGAAACGAUGAUGUAUUUGCAAUCUUAUUGGCAUCGCUACACCCGUCAUUUAAAAUCUUAGGAAUAAGCACUGUUCACGGAAACGUGUCGCUAGAUCAUACGACACAUAAUGCAUUAGCAGUACUACAGAUGUUUGGUUUUAAGCAAGAUGAAAUAAAGGUUUAUAGAGGUUCUAACGAGCCUUUGGUGGUGCCAAAUAGAUUUGCGACAAAUGUGCAUGGGAGAGCUGGCAUAGGAGGCAUUGAUGUGUUGAAAGAAACAAUUCUUACUGAGUCUACGGAUAUGAGCUAUUUGAAAGCCAUUCGUGAGGCUAUCUUGGACAACGAGAAUAAAAUAUGUAUCGCUUGUACGGGUCCACUCACAAAUUUAUCUAAGCUUCUUUCUGCAUAUCCCGAAUUGAAAAGUAAGAUUAGAUAUAUUACCAUUAUGGGUGGUGCUAUUAACUUAGGAAACAUCACUCCAUACUCAGAGUUCAAUUUCUAUGGUGAUCCCCAAGCAGCACAUAACAUCGUGACCGAUGAAGAGGUGUGCGGAAAAGUGUUUCUUGCUCCGUUGAACUUAACUCACCAAGCAGUGGCUGAUGAUAAAGUUAUGAAUGAAAUAUACAAUAAGGACCACAAUACGGAACUUAGAAAAAAUCUCAAUAGCAUUUUGGCGUUUUUUGGAGAAGUCUACAAAUCAAGAGGUUUUUCUGGCGCACCGAUUCAUGAUCCAGUCGCCAUUUACGCUUUAAUUCCUUUGAUAAACAGAAAUAAGAGAAAUACUUGCUUCAGAUAUCUUAGACGCAAAUUAGAUGUGAUUUUGGAAGGAAAAAGGGAAGGAGAAAGUAUCAUCAUCAACGAUACCUAUGAUAAAUCCUUAGAAGAAGCGAACGGAACUUAUGUGGGCACCGAAAUAGACAUUAAAAAUUUUUGGGCUGAUGUCUCAGAGGCUAUAAAAAAUGCUGAAAAAAAUAUACUAAGAGCUGAAUGA
Messenger RNA from Priceomyces carsonii, 1017 nucleotides. RefSeq names its product trifunctional uridine nucleosidase/nicotinamide riboside hydrolase/nicotinic acid riboside hydrolase. Gene Ontology annotation, cellular component: cytosol. Bases 1 to 1017 code for a protein of 338 amino acids. Gene Ontology annotation, molecular function: purine nucleosidase activity. NCBI's taxonomy places the organism in Eukaryota, Fungi, Ascomycota, Pichiomycetes, Serinales, Debaryomycetaceae. Gene Ontology annotation, biological process: purine nucleoside catabolic process. The record is from RefSeq and is a predicted model, not a curated record. The transcript has a single exon.